Molecule: messenger RNA, 1847 nt
Organism: Zingiber officinale
Lineage: Eukaryota; Viridiplantae; Streptophyta; Magnoliopsida; Zingiberales; Zingiberaceae
Product: carbon catabolite repressor protein 4 homolog 5-like
Exons: 15
Coding region: 121-1428 (435 amino acids)
Molecular function (GO): 3'-5'-RNA exonuclease activity
Source: RefSeq, a predicted model, not a curated record
UGUCUCAAAACGGGCCCAAUAAAAACCUGAGGCGAGAGGCGCAACGUCCAAGCGUGCGGCGGCGGCGGCGGCGAGAGAAGAGUGGGAGGUCCGAGAGUAGCCGGCGUUCUGCAGCUUGUGAUGAGGACGGGGGAGGGCGAUCCGGAACCUCUCAAGCUCCCUUCCGGUCCUGUUCUCUCCGCGGAACCACGGGUAUUGAAGCGAAAGCAUGAAGCGGACCGUCACAGGCACACGGCCGUCGAGACCAAGCGGCGGCGAACUAGAGGACGCGGGGAAGAUGGGAUUCGACGAUGGGUCUUCUCACCACGAGAUUUAUCGUCUUCAAUGCAGAGGUUUGUAAUUGUUUCAUACAACCUUUUGGGUGUUGAAAAUGCUUCGAAGCAUUUGGAUUUAUAUCAUUCAGUUCCCUCUCACUGUCUUAAUUGGGAUAGACGGAAAAGGCAAAUACAUAAGGAACUGACUCUAUAUAAUCCAAACAUAUUAUGCUUCCAGGAGGUUGAUAAAUUUGAUGAGUUGGCCAGUAUUUUUCAGACAGAUGGCUAUGCUGGUAUUUAUAAGCAACGGACCGGGGAAGCAAAUGAUGGUUGUGCUAUUUUCUGGAAGGAGAAAGAGUUUACUCUCUUGUAUCAAGAAGACAUAGAAUUUCAAAAGUUUGGCCUUCGGAACAAUGUUGCACAACUUUGCCUAUUGAAGGUUUCUAACAACCAUUCAAAUCAUCCGGUGGAUAAAAAUACGAGUUCUGGAACAGAAUGCAAAUUUGCUACGCCAGUGUCUUCUCGGACUUUAGUUGUUGGCAACAUACAUGUCCUCUUCAAUCCAAAUCGCGGAGAUAUCAAGUUGGGGCAGAUGCGAGUGUUACUAGAGAGAGCAAAUGCAUUGUCAAAAAAAUACGGCAAUGCUCCUGUUGUAAUAUCUGGCGAUUUAAACAGUACACCAAAGAGUGCAAUUUGCCAGUUCUUAUCUUCAACAGAGGUGCUAGACAUUCUGCAGUAUGAUCGCAAGAAAAUGUCUGGGCAAGUUGAAUUUUCAACUAGACAUGUGUCUUUUGCUGUACAGAAUGAUCGACUAAGGAUGUGGAGGUGCAUGACAAGUCAGAUGAAGUACAGUUGGAGUGAAGAAGAAAUAUGCCUUGCAUCUGGAAGAAGAGGAUGCACCCAUCUGCGAAACCCUCUUAUUCUUUCAAGUGCAUAUCAAGGGGUUCCGGGUGGUUGCAAAACAAGAGAUGAAAAUGGUGAACCUUUGGCGACUUCUUAUCACUCCAAGUUCAUGGGAACAGUUGACUACAUCUGGCACUCUUCGUCCCUUGUUCCUGUUGGAGUCGUUGACACCUUGCCAAUCAAAAUUUUAGAAAGAUUAGGAGGUCUUCCAAAUAAGCAAUGGGGUAGCGAUCAUCUUUCCUUGGUGUGUGAAUUUGCCUUUGUCGAUUAGGCCGAUUCUGAUUGUAUUAUGCAUGACUGACUGGCAUUACCAUUUCUUGUAUGUUUUAAAUAACUGGAUGAUUCGAGAAGACGGUGUCGAUGAAACUUGUUUUUCGGUUUCCUCCUCGCUGCACAAGACGGUGUCAAUGAAACUUGUUUUUCGGUUUCCGACGCUUUGCAGGGUCUCUUGUUUAUGUAUUAACACUGCCUAGCUAUUCUGAACAUUUUAUUGUUAGUCUUGGGUAAGUUGAGAACGAUAUCAAUUUAAUAGAAAUGUUAGACAGCCCCUCGAAGGCUGAAAGCUUGUAAUCUUAUUUUUAAACCUGUGAAUGUCUCUGUUCCAGUGAUCAAAAAUUUGUAACCUUCUUAAGUUUGAUCAAUUUAUCUGGGAAACAUUAAGUUACGGAUGAAGAAUUUUAUUGAAGUUCA